Molecule: messenger RNA, 4061 nt
Organism: Chrysoperla carnea
Lineage: Eukaryota; Metazoa; Arthropoda; Insecta; Neuroptera; Chrysopidae
Gene: wts
Product: serine/threonine-protein kinase Warts
Exons: 10
Coding region: 105-4019 (1304 amino acids)
Biological process (GO): G1/S transition of mitotic cell cycle; peptidyl-serine phosphorylation; hippo signaling
Molecular function (GO): protein binding; protein serine/threonine kinase activity; ATP binding
Source: RefSeq, a predicted model, not a curated record
GAACGAAUGAAUCAAGUCAAAUAUUUUCCAUUAACGUCGUAAUAAUAAACAAUGUGCUUAUUGUAUUCGAUAACUUUCGAUAAUCGUAUCAGAGAUAUGAUAGUAUGGGAUAUACAGAAACACAUGCAUCAUACAUUUGUUGUACUGCCGAAUGUGCUGUGUCUGUUUAUGCCCGUGUCAAUAUACAACAAAAAGAAGAUCAUCCAACAGCAGUUCAACAAAAACGUCAUGAAUCAAUCGUCAUGAAUCAACAACAAACGCAAUCAAUUAAUAAUACUUCGUCGGUGUUAAUAUCUGGUAGCAGUAGCUUAAGCAGUAAUACAAGUAAACAAAAUGAUCGUAACUCAAGUUCAGGUGGAUCGAAUUCUAGAUCAUCUGGAUAUCAUCAAAAAGCUUUAGAAGAGAUACAUAAUUCAUUACAGCCAUUUGUGAAACAAAAUAGCAACGAUGUGGUGGGUUCAAGUGCAGCAAGCACUGUCUCAACAUUAUCAACCACAUCUGGUAUAUCGUCGGCGUCGGGACUUAGUUCUGCAUCGGGACUUAGUUGCAAUGGUUUAUCAUCAACGACAUCGGGCAUUGGCUCGAUGUCGACAUCAUCAGCGCAACAAGAUCGUGAUCAAAUGAAUGCGUUGAAACAAUCUUUAAAUCAAUUAUUAUCAAUGGGCUAUUCUGAGGAUACAUCAUUUCGUGCAUUAAAACAGGGUAAUGGCAGAUUUGAAGAUGCAAUACAAUAUUUAGUAAAACAACAAAACGAUGUAACAACAAUUAGUGGUACCAAUAAUGGAUUAUCAAAAACAAAUUUAACAAAAUUAAUUCGUAAGCCAUCAUUAGAACGUGAAUUAUCAACAGGUCCAGGUGUACCCGGUGGUGGUAAUCAAUCACAUCGUUGUAGUCCGGCAUCGACAACAUUAGACAGUGGUGCUGGUUCAUCGAGAUCUGAUUCACCACGUACAACAAAUAGUAGUCAACAGCCAUCCGAUAUAUAUCAUGUACAUACACAACUAUCUAGACAAUAUUCACCACAAAGUGGGGGUGGCAAUCGUAGUGAUCGCAGUGAUUCAGAACCACCACCACCAUUACCACCUCCUAGAUGUAGUUCAACACCACCUCCUCCACCGCCACCACCACAUGGUGUGGGUGGUGGUGUACCGUCGUCACAAGGUUCAAUAUUAGUACCAACUAAUAUGCAACAAUUGUUGAAACGUAUGUCACCAGCAGCUGCAUCACAUCGACCAUCAACGAAUGUGGUCACACCACCACAAGGUUGCGGUGCUCGUGGUACUAGUCCUGUUGCUGUUAUCGCAGGUAAUGGUAACGUUGUGAAUAAUAACGGUGGCAGUAAUGGAAGUGGUAAUGGUCGACAACCAAUGAUUGUACAAAAUGGUCCACAAGUACAACAACAAUUAAGUCAACAAAUACAAGCAUUAAGUUUAUAUCAAAGUGGUGGUGGUGGGGGUGGUGUUAAUCAAGUUGUACAACAAUCGUCUGGUGUUCCUGGUUCAGAACCACCACCACCUUAUCCAUUACCAUCAUUACCACCACCACCUCCACCAUCGUACUCAAUAUCAAUACAACAGCGACAAAGUCCAACACAAACAUCAUCACAACAAGAAAUUUAUAGUAGAAAAAGUCCUUCUAGUGGAAUUUAUUCAGGACCUACGUCAGCUGGGUCACCAAGUCCAAUAACCGUUCAGCAACAACAAGCAUCACCAAGUACAGUGUUAGGUGGCGUCGUGACGCGACCAACACCAUUACAAGCAUGGGGUGCAAGACAAACCAAAACGCAACCACCAAUUAUAAUGCAAUCAGUAAAAAGUACACAAGUACAAAAACCAAUAUUACAAACGGCCAUUGCACCUACGGCGCCCGUUGUCGUAGUCACCACCGGUGGUAAUGCUACACCGCCAGUUCCACCUGGUGUUACAACAACAUUUCCACCACCUUCAUAUGCAUCAUCAAUACAACAGAAACAUGUUGUGGCAACGUCACCUGGUCCACAAGCAGUCGGUGUAUAUGGUAGUAAAUCAAGUCAAACUCAAAACCAAACGGUGACAUCUUCUCAACAAUCAAUUAAUAGUUCCAGUACUUCAACAACACCGGUGAAUGUGCCAACAACAGAACCACCUAGUUAUGCAUCAACCAUGCAAGCAUUGGCAGCCCAACGUACUACAACCAAUACAAACAGUCAUCAUGUUCAUCAUCCGCAUCCUUUACCCCCACCUCCGUACACAACUACGGCGAAUGAUGUACAUCGUCAUCAGAAUUAUCCAAAGGAUGAACGAAGAAAAUAUUCAUCGCCAAAUAAUUGUGAUGGAGGUCGUUCGGAAAGUCCUAAUACAGACAAUAGUCGACCAAAUUCUGGAUAUUCAUCAGAGAAUAUCCCAUCACCAUCUAGUUGUAGUAAUUCAAAACAUUAUAACGGUAAUUCUAGUCCAAAUCCUAAUAAAUAUCAUCCCCAACAAUCUGCAUCGAAUAAUAAUAAUAAUUUACCACCCACCUAUAAAAAAAUUCAACAUCAAUCGCCAAUCCCCGAACGUAAGCAAAUGUCAAAAGAAAAAGAAGAUGAGCGACGGGAUUGUAAAGUACAAAAUUAUUCACCACAAGCAUAUAAAUUUUUCAUGGAACAGCAUAUUGAGAAUGUCAUCAAAUCACAUAAACAACGUGUUUAUCGUCGUUUACAACUCGAAACGGAAAUGGCAAAAAUAGGUUUAAGCGCUGAAGCACAAUGUCAAAUGCGUAAAAUGUUAUCACAAAAAGAAUCGAAUUAUAUUCGUUUAAAACGUGCCAAAAUGGAUAAAUCAAUGUUUACAAAAAUUAAACCAAUUGGUGUAGGUGCUUUCGGUGAAGUGACAUUAGUGCGUAAAAUUGAUACAAAUCAUUUGUAUGCUAUGAAAACACUACGAAAAGCGGACGUGUUAAAACGUAAUCAAGUGGCACAUGUGAAAGCUGAACGUGAUAUUUUAGCAGAAGCGGAUAAUGAAUGGGUUGUAAAAUUGUAUUAUUCAUUUCAAGAUAAAGAUAAUUUAUAUUUUGUUAUGGAUUAUAUACCUGGUGGUGAUUUGAUGUCAUUGCUAAUUAAACUUGGCAUCUUUGAAGAACCAUUAGCACGAUUUUAUAUUGCUGAAUUAACUUGCGCUGUUGAGAGUGUACAUAAAAUGGGUUUUAUUCAUAGAGAUAUCAAACCAGACAAUAUAUUAAUUGAUCGUGAUGGACAUAUUAAAUUAACUGAUUUUGGAUUAUGUACUGGAUUUCGAUGGACACAUAACUCAAAAUAUUAUCAACAAAAUGGUGAGCAUGGUCGUCAAGAUUCCAUGGAUCCAAGAGAUGAUUGGUUAACGGAUAACAGUGAAUGUAGAUGUUAUCAUCAACAACAUCAAUUGAAACCAUUGGAACGGCGCCGUCGUAGGGAACAUCAAAGGUGUUUAGCACAUUCAUUAGUGGGUACUCCAAAUUAUAUUGCUCCAGAAGUGUUGCAACGAACUGGUUAUACACAAUUAUGUGAUUGGUGGAGUGUAGGAGUUAUUCUAUAUGAAAUGUUAGUUGGGAGUCCUCCAUUUUUAGCAAAUACACCAUCAGAAACACAAUAUAAGGUAAUAAAUUGGGAAACAACACUUCAUAUACCAAAACAAGCUAAUUUAUCACGUGAGAGCAUGGAUUUAAUUUUAAAAUUAUGUGUGGGAGCUGACAAACGUUUGGGAAAAAAUGCCAAUGAAGUAAAAUCACAUGCAUUCUUUAAAAAUAUUGAUUUUGACAAAGGAUUGCGUCGUCAAGUGGCACCACAUAUUCCACGUAUUGAAUAUCAAACAGAUACAUCAAAUUUUGAUCCUGUUGAUCCGGAUAAAUUACGCAAUUCAAAUGAUUCAAAUCAUUCGGACAACGAUCGUUCAGAUACAAGUAAACCAUUUCAUGGUUUCUUUGAAUUUACAUUUCGUCGUUUUUUUGACGAUGGUGGUGGGCCCGCAUUUACAAAUAAAAUUAGUCUUGAUGACAAUGAUAAUCAAGGACCUGUUUAUGUUUGAUAAACAAUUUUCAUUUGAUAAUGAGACUCACCACUGAUAAAA